This is a messenger RNA of Drepanopeziza brunnea f. sp. 'multigermtubi' MB_m1, 717 nucleotides long. RefSeq lists its product as uncharacterized. Gene Ontology annotation, cellular component: endoplasmic reticulum membrane. Gene Ontology annotation, biological process: GPI anchor biosynthetic process. Lineage: Eukaryota; Fungi; Ascomycota; Leotiomycetes; Helotiales; Drepanopezizaceae. The record is from RefSeq and is a predicted model, not a curated record.
AUGACGAGCGCCGCCGCACCUCAAGCCAUGUCCCUCAAACCGUCCUUACCAAUUGAACUCCUCCCAAGUAGUUUCGCCCUUAUAUUCUCACAAAUCCACCCGGCGACGCUCCUCUCUGCAUACUACCUGCGAUUUCCUGCUCUAGUCGCCAACCCAACCUCCACUCUCCUCAGUUCCCUAUUGCCUCUAGCAGCUAUACAGUUCCUGUUUGCAGUGGUGUGUCUACCAGCUGUAGGAAGCAACACAAAGGCAGUGAAGAAAGUGAAGCUCAAUGCACCAAAAAAGGCCGACGGGGCCGUUGCGGGCAGGAUUUUCACAUCUUUCGUAGCCCUCAUCUUCACAAGCCUCUCCAUCCCGCUCAUCACCCUUUUACAAAUCCUCUUUGGGGCGCCCCUCACCACGCAUCUGCCACACACGCUCCUCUCCUCCGCACACAUCGCGCUCCUCACGGUAUUCCCGCUCAUCUACGUGCAUGGUUCAGAUGGCCGAAAGUGGCGCGAGAUAUGCUCUUUGUACAGUCCUCUCGACGAGGUGUUUGGUGGUGCAGUUGGGUGCUUCUUAGGGGCUUGGGUGGGAGCUGUACCGAUCCCGCUGGACUGGGAUCGGGAAUGGCAGAAAUGGCCGGUUACGAUUGUGACAGGGGCGUAUGCGGGCUAUGUUGUGGGCAAGACGAUGGGCAGCUGGGUGUGGAGGGGAAAGAGGAUUGAGUUGGAGUAG